Naumovozyma castellii is the source of this 1749-nucleotide messenger RNA. It is a transcript of the gene SPT20, whose product is annotated as Spt20p. The transcript has a single exon. Lineage: Eukaryota; Fungi; Ascomycota; Saccharomycetes; Saccharomycetales; Saccharomycetaceae. The coding region runs from base 1 to 1749 and encodes 582 amino acids. The record is from RefSeq and is a predicted model, not a curated record.
AUGAAUACUAGCCCUGAAAUGAGUAGUGAUGGACACCCGUUUGGUAUCCCCGUGAAUAGUCCGUCUAUGAAGGGAAGCCCGCCAUCCACAGCUGGUGGAGGACCCGUUAAUGUUGGUUCCAAUGCAGUGAGGACGACGACGUUGACUCCACAGCAACAGCAGCAGCAGCAACUUUUACAAAAGCAGAGGAUGUUAUUGCAACAACAGCAACAGCAACAACGUCAUCAACAGUCGAUGCAGAAUUUCGAGGCUCAAUUUUAUCAAUUGUUGAUGACGAUAAAUAAGAAACCUAAGAGACUUUACAAUUUUGUAGAGGAUUCUGAUGCUAUUUUGAAGAAAUAUGAACAAUAUAGACCUAGUUUUGAGUUCCAUAUCUACGAGAACAAUUAUAAGAUUUGUGCACCGGCGAAUACGAGAUUACAACAACAACAGAAGAACCCUGAGAUAUCGAGUGAUGGACUCGUGUUGAAUAAGAAUAAUGAAACAUUGAAAGAGUUUUUGGAGUAUGUAGCGAGGGGUAAGAUUCCCGAGGCUAUAAUGGAAGUGUUAAAGGAUUGUAAUAUUCAAUUUUAUGAGGGUAAUCUUAUCUUGCAAGUUUACGAUCAUACCAACACAGUGGACGUGACCACGGCAAAGGAUGUGAAAGUGGAGAAUAAUCAAUCGCCCCCUGCACGGUCGAUGUCACCAUCCAAUGCAAGAGCGACAUCUCCGGCGGCACCGGCGACUUUCAAACGACCUAGAGUGUACCGUACAUUGCUCAGACCGAAUGAUUUGACUACGUAUUACGAUAUGAUGGCUUAUGCGGAUCAUGCUAAAUUUAGUGAUACGAUCUAUCAACAAUUUGAAUCUGAGAUUCUGACUCUGACCAAGAGGAAUUUGAAAUUGGAUGUUCCCUUGAAUCCGUACGAGCAUCGUGAUAAAUUGGAGGAUGAACUAUUCGCGAUGCCGCAAUGGGACAAUGGUGAGUUGAAACAUCAUCAUCGGGAGGAAUGCACUGUGGAGGGGUCGAAGGGGCAAGUGAAACAUGUUGAAGAGCAUGGAGAAUUGCCUCAACAUUCAUCUAAUUAUGAGCAGUUGAUGUUGAUUAUGAAUGAUAGGACGAUUACUACUACUAAUUCCACGUUUGCGAUCACGUUAGCUAAGAACGCUACGAAAUUACUGAACAAUGCGAAUGGCAAUAACUCAUCGUCGUCUAAUAAUACUUCUAGUAACAGUAAAGGGAAUCAAGGCGGGACGGUGAAAAACAGUAGUAAUGGUAAUUCCAGUUCGGGCACACAAGUCGCCAUUGCUGCAGCUGCCGCCGCCGCAGCAGCAGCAGCUGGUGCCACUGUGGGUAAUGAGAAUAAUCAAUUUAGUCGGUUAAAAUUCAUUGAACAAUGGCGAGUCAACAAGGAGAAGAGGAAACAACAGCAGUUCAUGACGAAUAAUAAUAGCAAUACGAAUAGUGCACAUAUGAAUGUGAACAAUGUGAGGACGGGGUCCGCUACACCGUUUAGUUCCAAGAUAUCUAUGGGCGCGCCCUUGAGUGCGCAACAGCAGUUCUUACAACAGCAACAGGCCUUGGAACAGCAGCAGCAACAGCAGCAGGGCAAAGGGACGAAACGUAAUGGUGGAGGAUCUAAUGGCGGAACACCCAAGCCGAAGAAACCACGUAAGACGAAGAAGAAGGCAGAAGGAGAAACAGCGGGGGCCAAGAAGAAGCGUGCGCCCGCCAAGAAACAAAGUGGGAAGAGCACUCCGUCUGCGUAA